Messenger RNA from Danio rerio (zebrafish), 1539 nucleotides. RefSeq names its product calcium and integrin binding family member 2 (gene cib2). NCBI's taxonomy places the organism in Eukaryota, Metazoa, Chordata, Actinopteri, Cypriniformes, Danionidae. The record is from RefSeq and is marked provisional. Gene Ontology annotation, cellular component: cytoplasm; sarcolemma; photoreceptor outer segment. Gene Ontology annotation, molecular function: calcium ion binding.
GAACGGUGGGAGUCAAGCAGUGUAACGUUUCUUUAGCUGUUAAAGUAUUCAUGGAGAGUGUCGGCUUUUCCACCAACAGGCGUAGGGUACAUCAAGAAGAACAAAAAAUUCAUGCUGGCUCCUAUUUUUUUCGACUGGCCAAACCGCGGACGUAAAUGCCUACAACAGAGAAUACCAAUGUGAUGCAUCUUCACGAGAGAAAUAUCACUCGACUAAGAUGGGUAAUAAGCAAACGAUAUUUACUGAUGAACAGCUAGAUGCUUAUCAGGAUUGUACCUUCUUCACACGCAAGGAGAUUCUUCGCUUGCAUGGACGAUAUCACGAACUGGCUCCACAUUUGGUUCCAAUGGACUACACUAAUGAUCCUGAUGUUAAAGUUCCUUUAGCUCUCAUAGUCAACAUGCCGGAACUAAAGGAAAAUCCAUUCAGGAAUCGAAUAGUGGAAUCCUUCUCUGAAGAUGGACAGGGGAACCUCAGCUUCAAUGACUUUGUGGACAUGUUUUCGGUUCUCAGUGAAAUGGCACCUAGAGAACUAAAAGCAAUUUAUGCUUUUAAAAUAUAUGACUUUAAUGUGGAUAAUUACAUCUGCAAAGAGGAUUUAGAAAAAACUUUAAACAAGUUAACAAAGGAGGAGCUUACACCAGAGGAGGUUAAUCUGGUAUGUGAGAAGGCCAUUGAGGAGGCUGACCUUGAUGGAGACAACAAGCUCUCUUUUGCCGAUUUUGAAAACAUGAUUUCCAGGGCCCCUGACUUUUUAAGCACCUUCCAUAUACGAAUCUAAAUCAGCUACAGCAGAAGAUACCAAUGCUGAUGUCCGUUAAAAGACAAGUCCACAUCAGAGGAUAAACAUCUAUUAUUGGUUUCCUGCCAUUUUUGCACCAGAAGCACUCUUGACAGGAUUACUGACAAAAGCAUGUUUUUUUUAUCAAUGGAAAAUGUAGGAGUAGAAAUCGUUUGUAUAUUUUUUUUUCAAAAAGAUGAAAUUGAAAGGUGAGGCCUUUUGUGGGUCCCAGGACCCGCACACAUAGUCCUGGACAAAAAUGAACACAGGCUUUUAUUUUAAGUAUCCAUAACACACUGGACUGAAUUUUGGCUCAAAUAAAUAAUGAGACAGUUUUUGUUUUUUCAAGAAAGAAAAAAACUAAAUGGAUAAGAAUAUGAAUGAGAGGGCUAAAAGCACAUCACUGGUAUUAAUGGCACUGGAUCAGUGUUUUCUAAAGCUAUGCAAUCUGUUUCCAUAAAAUGCAUGAAAUAGAUUACAUUCCCCACAUUUUCCCAUUCCCAAGUUCUCUACUGCUCUACAAUUUCGUAGUUUAAUUGCUUAUAGAACUGGAGCAUGAUGACAAUCAUAUAAAUGUUCUCCAGUUGAAUGAAGGGCUCAGUCAUUAUAUAUUCUUCUAUGGUCUUAUUUCAUUCUCUCUCCAUGUGUCUGCUCCUUCUGUCCUAAUUUGAGGUGUUAGUCUCUUACCUAUGAAUUUACUCAGACUUUGUUGUGAUAGAGGGCAUUUUACUUAACUUUUAAUAAAGAUUUUGUGCUGA